AUGCUAACGGAUACCAUAGUGGAAGGCUGUACAUCUGAUGAGUUACGGAAGCAGAUCUUGCAGAAAGAUCGUUCAGUGGAAGAAAUUGAGGAAAUCGGAAAAUCGCUAGAGGGAGUUCAGAAGCAGUUAAAAGAUUUCGGAUCCACCCGAGAGGACUACAAGCAACAUGAGCGAGUAUACAACAUUCAAGCGAAACGACGAUAUCAGCCAAGUAAACCAAAGGUGGAGUUUCAAACAAAGAUCAAAACUCCAGAGAUGAAGUGCUUUAAAUGUGGAUUUUUUGGCCAUAUAUCAACUGAUACUCGAUGUCCGGCCAGAGGUAAAUUGUGUAACCGGUGCAAGAAGAUAGGACACUUCGAAGCCAAAUGCCGUAUGCAAAUUAGAGCAGUUUAUCGAAGAAAAGAUGAUACAGUAGAAGCCAAAAAGAUUCAAGUAGUCGAGCAUGCGGUGGAUCAGGAUCAGAACAGACGAGGAACAAAUGCUACAACAACAUCGGCAAUCAUUCCAGCGAAAACUUAUUACGCUUUCUAUUCGGGGAAUGAAUCGAAUGUGGUAACAUGUAUAAUCGGUGGAGUCUCGCAUAAGAUGUUGGUAGACUCUGGAGCGGAGGCCAACCUGAUAACUGACGAAGCCUGGGAAAAGCUGAAAUCUGCUGGAAUCGAAGUGAUUAGCUGUAAAAAAGGGAGUGAUCGGAUGCUGAAGAGCUAUGCCAAUAAUAUCCCACUCACGGCGCUGGGAACAUUUGAAGCUAUCGUGAGCGUUGGAGCAAAAUCCGUGAAGGCGGAGUUCUUUGUAAUCAAAGGAGGUCAAUGA
Armigeres subalbatus is the source of this 813-nucleotide messenger RNA. RefSeq lists its product as uncharacterized. Gene Ontology annotation, molecular function: nucleic acid binding; aspartic-type endopeptidase activity; zinc ion binding. Gene Ontology annotation, biological process: proteolysis. NCBI's taxonomy places the organism in Eukaryota, Metazoa, Arthropoda, Insecta, Diptera, Culicidae. The coding region runs from base 1 to 813 and encodes 270 amino acids. The transcript has a single exon. The record is from RefSeq and is a predicted model, not a curated record.